GUGAACGAGAAACGGUUGGGUCCCUUCAGGUGGGCGGGCCUAAGUAGCGCCUGGUUGACAUUGUUGUUGUUAUGAGUAAGUGAGAAGCUCAUAUUAGGAUUGAAUUUUCUUUUCCCCACGCUUUUUGUAUAUUAGCGGCGAUCGGAACUGGUGAUCUCUAAAGUGUGGACGUUACAACUGAGAGACAAACUGCUGGAAAAACGGUCUAGGGGAGAUGAGAGACCGAGGCCGCUCAGGUUGUGGCUGUGAGUGUUGACCCUUGCAGAGCAGAAGAAAGGUCCCACCCUGCCCUGCCCUGCCCCGCCCACUGCCUCGCCCCUCCCCCCCUCCCACAGUCCAUUUGGGGGGGGGAGUCCGGUUCCCCGGCCUUGCUCCGCACCGACACCCCUACCCACCACCGCGUGACUUCAUGAUCACAUGACUGUGGACAUGGACGCUGUCCUGUCCGACUUCGUCCGCUCCACGGGGGCGGAGCCAGGGCUGGCCCGGGACUUGCUGGAAGGUAAGAACUGGGACCUGACGGCGGCCCUGAGCGACUUCGAGCAGCUGCGGCAGGUGCAUGCCGGGAACCUGUCCUACGUUUUAGGGGGGGAGCGGGGGUUCCGCCCCCCCCAGGAGAGGGAGGCGGCCAGGGCGGGCCGGCCCAUGCUCCAACGGCAGGACGACGUCGUGCAAGAGAAGCGCCUCUCCAGGGGCAUAUCCCACGCCAGCUCCACCAUCGUCUCCCUGGCCCGCUCGCACGUGUCCGCGCCCGGGGGCGGGGCCAGCAGCGAGGCCCUCCUGGACACGCCCCUCUGCACCUUCCAGCUGCCCGACCUCACCGUGUACCCCGAGGACUUCCGCGGCUUCGUCGAGCGCGACCUCAUCGAGCAGUCCAUGCUGGUGGCCCUGGAGCAAGCCGGUCGCCUGAACUGGUGGACGCGCGUGGGGGCCAGCUGCCAGAGCCUGUUGCCCCUGGCGACCAGCGGGGACGGAAACUGCCUGCUGCACGCUGCCUCCCUGGGGAUGUGGGGGUUCCAUGAUCGGGACCUGAUGCUGCGGAAGGCCCUGUACGCCCUCAUGGACCACGGCGAGGAGAGGGACGCACUGCAGCGCCGGUGGAGGUGGCAACAGACGCAGCAGAACAAGGAGUCGGGCCUAGUCUACACAGAAGACGAGUGGCAGAAGGAGUGGAACGAGCUUCUGAAGCUGGCCUCCAGUGAGCCACGGAUACACUUCAGCACCAAUGGCAGCAGCAGCAGCAACUGCACGGGGGCGGAGUCGUCGGAGGAGCCCGUCUACGAGAGCCUGGAGGAGCUGCACGUUUUCGUCCUGGCCCACGUGCUGAGGAGGCCCAUCGUGGUGGUGGCCGACACCAUGCUGAGGGAUUCUGGGGGAGAGGCGUUCGCGCCCAUCCCGUUCGGCGGGAUCUACCUGCCCCUGGAGGUGCCGGCCGCCAAGUGCCACCGCUCGCCGCUGGUCCUGGGGUACGACCAGGCCCACUUCUCCGCCCUGGUCUCCAUGGAGAGGCAGGACAGCGCCAAAGUGCAAGCGGUCAUCCCGUUGCUGGACUCGGAGCACAGGCUGCUGCCGCUGCACUUCGCCGUGGACCCCGGGAGGGGCUGGGAGUGGGGCAAGGACGACGGCGACAACGUCAAGCUGGCCAGUGUCACCUUGUCCCUGGAGGCGAAACUCCACCUACUGCACAGCUACAUGACCGUCACCUGGCUGCCCUUGCCCUGUGACACGCAGGCCCCGCUGGCUCAGCCCGAGUCUCCCGCAGCCUCUCCGGGGGACGACGCUCGCUCUCCUCCCGACUCGGGCGAGUCCGACAAGGAGUCCGUGUGCAGCAGCUCCAACGGCAACGGCGGCGGCGUGGCCAGCAUCGCCGGGGGCGGAGUCAACGGGAGCGGGGCGGAAGCCAAGGCGGGCGGGGCCGGAGGCGGAGGAGAAGGCGGGGGAUCGUCCAGCUCCUCCUCCAGCACCUCCUCCAGCUCCUCGAGUUCCAGCUUCGGGGGAGUGGGCGCGGGUUCGAGCGGGAAGGACAAGGCCAAGGACAAGGACAAGAGGAAGGCGGACUCGGUGGCCAACAAGCUGGGCAGCUUCGGGAAGAGCCUGGGCAGCAAGCUGAAGAAGAACGUGGGCGGGCUGAUGCCGGGGAAGGCGGCGGCCGGAGGCGGGGCCAAGACGGCGGGGGGGGAGGGGCAGGAGAAGAAGACGAAGAAGGGCUCGCUGAAGGUGCGGGCGGACACCCAGGACGGGUCCCCGAGCGACGGCGGCCGGGGGGGCGGCUGCGGCUCGGGGGGGUCAGGGAAGGGCUCACCGUCGCCGGGCGGCGAGCGGCGGAAGGGGGCGGAGCCCUGCCGCUACGGCUCGGAAGUGAAGCUGAGCCUGAGCGCCAUGCGGGCCGCCAUGCAGGGCGACAGGAAGUUCGUCUUCGCCGCCAUGCUCGCCGCCAGCGGCCGCCAGCCCUUCCAGGAGGAGAUGAUCCAGCGCUACCUGGCCGACGCCCAGGACCGCUUCCGCGCCGAGCAGGAGCAGCGGCGGGGGGGCGGGGCCUCGGUGGGCGGGGCCCCGCCGCCGGCCGCCAACGGGACGGCGUCCAGGAAGGAGGUGGCCGUGUACCGUUGCCAUGACUUCAAGCCCGAGGACCCGCCCGAGGCGCCCGCCCCCUCCCUCGCCCACCUGAAACCCUACACCAUCCCCCGUCCCACCCUCAUAGCCCCCGCCCCCGCCGCCAGCCCCGCCCACAACCCCGCCCGCCUCCCCCCUCCCAGCUACCUGGAGACGCGGCGGCUGCAGGCCGGGGGGGCCCCCUCCUCGUACCCGGGGCUGCCCUCCUACGCCACCCUCCCCCGCCACUGCCCCCUGCAGCACCCGCGGUACCGCAUCCCCGCCUCGUCCCUGCCCCCCGGCCCCGCCCCGGCCCCGCCCCCGGACCGCGACCCCCCCGACUACCUGUCGUCGGGCGCGCCCACCGUCCGCCACUUCUCGCUGGGCAGCGCGGGGGGGCUGGCGGGGCUGCAGUCUCGCUGCAGGAUGCCCGCCUGCAACUUCUACGGGCACCCGGAGACGGGCAACUACUGCUCCUGCUGCUACCGCGAAGCACGGAGGAGGGGCGGGGCCGAAACCCCCGUGCACAGGUUCUGAAACGGGACGACCCCCCACCCCCACCCCCACCCCAUCCUCAGCCCCCCUUUUAUGUUUUCUUUUUAUGUAAGCCCCACCCCAUCUGACACAGAGACGAGCGGACCGCGGCCUGCUUUUUUUAACGAGGGUGAGGUGAGUCGAGCAAUAACGACUUAGAGUAACGACUGGCCUGGUUUUUAGCCGUGGGACUGAAAGAGGGCGUUUGGGUUGUGGGGGGGAGGUUUACAAACCUGUUUCUCUCCAAAAUGGCUUACAAGAUUGAUUUAUUGAAGUAAAUUUAUUUGGUUUAUAAUUCCACCUUCGUACCCCUCGAUUUCCCCAGCCAAUCAGAGUCUCCAGGCCCUUCUUCCUCCAGUGUGCUGGGCUGGACACCUGCAUGUGGCUCCCCACUGCUGCCACCCAGUGGACAAAAAGCUCAACAGCAGCAGAAUGUUCAGAAUUCAAAGUGUGGCAGGGGUUGGCUGCUGUUGAUCAGUCCUGGCACCCAGAAUUGGCUUGAAUGACAGAUCGGAGGGAUCAUCAGAGAUGUGUAUCGGUUCAGGCUAAUGAUUUUGAACGACAUCAUGCGGAUGGAUGGGCGGACGAGGGGGCGGGGGGGGGGUAGCUUUCAGCCUGUUCUCAAAAGCAAAUUUGUGCUUCAGAGCAGUUGAUGGGACAGGUCCUCAACCCUGGUGCUAACAGAGCUGCAGUGUGUCGUUUCUGUUUCGUUGUUAUUCAGCUCUUGUUUGAUUCUUGUACAACCUGCUGGUUACACGCGGGACUGACCUCUUCUGGCCUCUCUGGUCUGAACGGGUUUGUGGGAAACUCAAACCGAAGCAGACCCAGCGGCUCUCCAGGGCCAGGAUUGAGGACCGCUCUGCUGGAACGUUUGAUUGGCACAACGGAUCAUAAUGGUGAAGUGCGUGUAACAUCCAGCAUGCUUCUGUUUGACCUGUGCGUUGAGGUUGAGCCUUGUGUUCCACUGGGCUAAAUUCCCCAGCAAGAAUGACAGGGUUCGUUUUGGGUUCGUUAACUGUCUCCGAAAUGGAACGUGCCGUCCUUGUUCCCUCCCCCUUCAAGUUGGAUGUGAUGCCAACCUUGUCCCCUCCCUCAUCAGUUAGAUGUUGUGUAGCCCCGCCCCUUGGCGGUCUUUAACGUCUCCCCAUUGGUAGUCGCCACACCAUCCAGUCUGAUGACGCAAGUUUCCGAGUGAUGGAUAAGCUGGAGCUCCACCCCCCACCUCCCCUCUCUUUUUUAAUUAUUAUUAUUAUUAUUUUUUUUAUCUCUGUCUGCACAAAGCAAGCACUUUCGUAAGGACUCAAACGAUAUGCGGAGAUAUUUUUGUCACGAAGCUGUGGACUCAUUUACCGAAUUGUGUGUUUGAAAUUUUGGUUCGAGCUGGAAUAAGAAGGGGAGGAUCUGCAACUCAUGAACGGCCGCAGUGCGUCAGCUCUCUCCUGUGGCUGUUUGCGGAACUGCAGUUCCCGUUGAGGCACUCCGGGGACCUGUUUAAAUCUCUGCCUAGCCAGCUCCGCGCUGACUGUGAAGGGUGGCUAAGCGAACCAUAAAAAUCGGUUGGACACUAGGUGAACCAAUCACAGGACAAGUCGAUGAUUGACGGCACAUGGCAACUCCGCCCACCAUUUAUGUCUCUCGUACAUAAUUUGAAGUAUGCAAGAAUCAUCGUUGGGUGGGAGAUUUCGUUUAGUGGCUUUGACCUCACUUAAAAGCAAUAGAAAAAUGGCGUGGUCAUGCGGAAAGGGGUCGUCUUUGCGGUGGUGGGUAGAGGAUUCGGGACGUUUUUGAAGGGGAGGAAAACCCAGAAAAUAUUCCCUCAUUUCUGAAACGGAGGUCAGAUUUGAUCGACUCUCAACACUCCCUGCUUGCUUUAAGAGCACGGGAGAAACCCAAAAACCCAAAGAAGUCAUUUUGUCGCAAAAAACAAAGUUGACUUGAAAUGCAGUGUGUUCUGAAAGAUAUAUUUUCUUAAAAUGGAUUUAGGUUGUCCCGACGAGUGUGAGUUUUUUUCCGCUGAUAUGCAUAAUCCGGGGAAGUCAGCACACCUCUACAACAUUGCUACACGCAUUCAGUUUUUCUCUUUUUAAAUUAAUUCAGUGUUUUCUGUGUGUGUGUGUGUUUUUAUUUUGCCGUCGCUAUGUGUUCAUCCAUGUGAACUCCCAUGAAUUGCAAAAAUAUACCAUUGGCAAAACCAUGAAGUCAAGAAAUUAAAUCCGAAGACUCAAAUAGAGUGGGGGAACAAAAAACAAUGUCCCUCUCAAUUAUUUUGCUGGUUGGUCCUAAAAUCUGUGCUGAGCUCUGUUAAUUUCAAGCACACAGACAGGCAUCCAUUGCGAUAUACGGUUCGCCGUUUAGUCAACAGUCGCCACACUUGUGUUACUGUGCACCUAUGAUGUUUCUGAAUGACAGAUUCGCAAAAACAACACACAAACCAUUUUCUGGACACAGUUUCGCACGAGACGCGAGGCAGUUCAAACCUGUUACCUGGCAACUGUGAAGUAAUCACCUGAAAGUGGUCCUGCUUGGGUAGUGAGGGCUCCUGAAAUGGCGGGCCUCGUAUUGAGCCCUCCUGGUCAGUAGGGAACUCGCUCUCGUGGUUCUGUGCAUUUUCAUGGUUUUGUGCGUUCGUUUGUCGAACAUCCACUCGACGGAAAAUGCGGGAGUGUUUCAAAAAGUAUACAUUUAUCCAAAUGCAGUGGUUAAAACGGAUGGGAAAUCAAAAGUGUGAUGAUGGUACCUUUAUUAUUUCUUUGUGUGUGUCUGUGUUCUUUUUUAUUUUCAUUUUUAUUGUAGCUAGCAGCAUCACGUUCUUCAUCUACUCCAAACAUGGAUAACAUUUUUAAAAAAUGUUUCAUAGCUUUGGGACUCCUACGAGACUGCAAACAGGUGUUUUUUUUUUUGUAUUUAAAAAUGGAGAGAGGUUGUACAAAUCUGUAUCUUUGAGUUAUUUUUUUAAAUCUAAAGCUACGUUUUGCAAUGUUUUUAAAUUACGAUCAGAAUGUAUGUUGCUGGACAUUUUAAAACAAAGGACGCUAAAAACAAACUUGUGUUCAAGAGCCUGGACUUGUGAAGGAAAUUCUGUCAUUCGACUGGAUUCUCUUGCUGAAAAACUUGUACUUUAAGACAGUCAACACAGGGGUUUCUGGUGAACAAAUGCAGCCGCUCAUAUACACAAUAUACUGACAGUACAAACUGGUUUGAGAGUAUAUAUUUAUAGUCAGAAUUUUCAAAAUAUUCUGUUGGGAAUGUUCAGUUUAACGAGGGUGUUCUUUCCUGUGCUGGUCAUUGUCAAACAGAUUUUCUUUUAUAUAAUUAUUUAUUUACUUUCGCUCCAUUUUAAUUUUAAGAUAGUCACGGUAAUUUCACCUGCAAUGCAUAAAUAUGUUGGGGUUCAACAGAAAAAAAGGUAUAUCUAUCCACCCAUAUCUGUGGAAUGGAUUGGGUUUUUUUUUUUUAUUAGUUUGAAUGGUUUUAUUUCUAUAUUCGAUUAAUUUAUGAAACAUGUUAUGCUCUGUUGUGGCCAAUGGAUGUCUUCUCAGCAUGGGAAGAUGUCUUGUUUUUGCUACGCGCAACCUACGAUAAUUGGAAACCGUAGCGAUUGGAGUGGCCGUUUAAAGAACCGCCAAAUCGCCAAAACAAUCGUAUUUUGAACUACGCGUUUAAAAUCGCACGUUUGACUCACUCGCUGGGUGGCAAUGUAUUCGGCUGGAAAGAACACCUAUUUUAUGUCCUCAAAGUGUUUUUGCACCGUUUGAAUAAAUCCUUGUUUUAUUUCA
This is a messenger RNA of Anguilla rostrata (American eel), 6902 nucleotides long. Its product is annotated as OTU domain-containing protein 7B-like. The record is from RefSeq and is a predicted model, not a curated record. The transcript is spliced from 12 exons. Gene Ontology annotation, molecular function: cysteine-type deubiquitinase activity; DNA binding; K63-linked polyubiquitin modification-dependent protein binding. Gene Ontology annotation, cellular component: cytoplasm; nucleus. The coding region runs from base 418 to 3129 and encodes 903 amino acids. NCBI's taxonomy places the organism in Eukaryota, Metazoa, Chordata, Actinopteri, Anguilliformes, Anguillidae. Gene Ontology annotation, biological process: protein K48-linked deubiquitination; protein K11-linked deubiquitination; protein deubiquitination involved in ubiquitin-dependent protein catabolic process.